Cinclus cinclus is the source of this 936-nucleotide messenger RNA. It is a transcript of the gene CCDC195, whose product is annotated as coiled-coil domain containing 195. The coding region runs from base 1 to 591 and encodes 196 amino acids. NCBI's taxonomy places the organism in Eukaryota, Metazoa, Chordata, Aves, Passeriformes, Cinclidae. The record is from RefSeq and is a predicted model, not a curated record. The transcript has 3 exons.
AUGGAGGGGAACGCGCACCUGCUGCAGGUCAUCCGCAAGAUGCGCUCCCAAAUCAACAAGCUGGAGAGGGAGAACAGGGCCCUGAAGGGAGAGCUGCAGGGCUGCGGGCAGAGAGAGGUGCCGGCACCAGGAGAUGGGCACGGCGGUGCGAGGAACCUGGGCUGUGAUGGGGAGGGACCGCCCGCAUCUCCCGCAUCCCUGCAGGGACGCGCCGCGGCAGCGCCGAGGGAGCCGACAGAUACUGCCAUGACUGUGAGGCGCUACCCCACCAUCUCCCCAGCUCCUGCUCCUUCCAGCAGCAGGUCCCACUGGGCUGGUAGGAAGCCUCCAAGCAGUGGGCUCCUGGAGGUGCCAGGCAGUGCCCAGCCACCAGCCCUUCCUGCUGCAGCACAGCUCAGCAGGGAAGAGGAGAAAGGGCUUGAAAAAUCAGCACCCAGCUGUCUCUCCUACAGCCACUCCAGCAACAUGAAGCUGUUUGAGGAGCACGUUUAUAAGUGCCCGGGUAAAGCAAAGGCUGUGAGUUUCCUCUUACCAAUGGAUAUGUCAUCAUUUGCUGAAAAGCAAGGUUCUCUCAAAAGCCCACAAAAUUAGAGCAUGAAACAUCUAAUGACCAUCACUGAAAAGGAUAUGUGAGCUGGUGAAUUUUUAAAGGCCCAUUGACUCCCGAGAUAAAUUGGUCUUAAAUGAUAGCUGUGUGUCAGGUUCCUCUCCUGCAAAACGUUUUGGCAGGAUGCCCACAGUGCAUCACCCAGCCGUGUUUGGGUCACUGGCCUGAUGUUCAGCAUGGAAAUGGAAGCCACAACAAAGCCAGCUGGAAGCCCAGACACUGUGAUGAAACUGCACAAAGCAAAGGUGCCUCUGCAAAGUGCUUCUGUGCAAUGUGUCUCAAGGAUCCCUUACCUCAGGACUGAUGUGAACAGGGUGCUGAAGCUGGGU